Molecule: messenger RNA, 678 nt
Organism: Bipolaris maydis ATCC 48331
Lineage: Eukaryota; Fungi; Ascomycota; Dothideomycetes; Pleosporales; Pleosporaceae
Source: RefSeq, a predicted model, not a curated record
AUGGCUUCUGCCCCCACUACCACCACCACAGGCCUCAUCCUGUCCUUCAUCCAACCUACAUUUUCUUCCUCUUCCUCCCCAGACAGCAAAGAUAGUACAGAAUUCGCCCUUCUCCCCCAGCUCUUCACAUCACACGUCCUCGGCACAACCCGCUCAACCCUCUACAAAGCAGCCAACCCCUCAUACCCCAAACAACAUCUUCUCGUUAGCUUAAUGGACAAUGUCGAGCACGUAAAUGUGGAGCAGGUGGCUAAGUUUUGGGCGGGUGAGAAGGUGGUGCAGGGGGAGGCGGAUGUUAGGGGGUUUAGCGAGGUGGAGGUCUAUGAGAAGGAGAGGGGGAAGGAGGUGGGAAGGGAUAAUCCCGCCCACACUCUCCUUGUGGCGCUCAUGCAGCCUGGGCCGGAUGGUGCUGCGGACCUGGAUGCUUGGUACCGCGAUGAGCAUAAUGAGCAGAUGUCGAAAGAGCCUGGUUGGCUGCGUACGUGUCGGUAUUCGUUGGUUGCACAGAAGGGCGGUGAUGGGAAAGAGAAGGAGCUGUCGUUCUUGGCUAUUCAUGAAUUCAACGAGAGUAAUGAGCUGGGGGAUACGGUCAAGGCGCUUGAGCCUGUGAGCGAGUGGACGAAGAAAGUUAUGAGUGCGGCGGUGGGGAUUGAUGCUGCUAUUUAUCGGAAAGCUUGA